Chiroxiphia lanceolata (lance-tailed manakin) is the source of this 3073-nucleotide messenger RNA. Its product is annotated as butyrophilin subfamily 2 member A1-like. Lineage: Eukaryota; Metazoa; Chordata; Aves; Passeriformes; Pipridae. The transcript is spliced from 13 exons. The record is from RefSeq and is a predicted model, not a curated record. The coding region runs from base 518 to 1432 and encodes 304 amino acids. Gene Ontology annotation, molecular function: protein binding.
GGAGGGACUGGGAGGGGACUGGGAGGGGACUGGGGGACACUGGGCCGUACUGGGGUGUACUGAGAAGGCGCUGGGCCGUGCUGGGAGGGACUGGGAUGGCGCUGGGAAGGCACUGGGACGCACUGGGAGCGUACUGGGCUGUACUGGGCUGAACUGGGCUGUACUCGUCUGAAUCCCAGAAAACUCCCACUCUCCGAAGGUCCCUUUACGCUUCUUUUUCCUCAUCCCGGGGGAUUUCACCCCAAAUCCCACAAAUUCCCGCCCCAUUCCCUCUUCUGUUCCCUCCCACUCUCCUCCCCGGUGACCUUUGGAAAACCGGGAACCGUUUUACCGCUGGAAUUUCCGCCCUUUUUGGCUCCAAAGGUCCCAGGAGCCUCCGCAGCCUCUGACAGGUUUCAAUCCCAAGGGAUUUCUGGAGAUCCUGCGGGUGCUGCUGGAAAACCGGGAAUGGGGCCCUGGAUCCGGAUGAUCCCCCUCAUCGCGUUCUCCGGACUCCACCCCCCAACGGGGAGCGUCCAUGACCCGCUGCUCGUCCUGGAUGGAUUGGAAGACUCCGGAAUCCGCCUCAAGUGCCUCUCGGAGCGGCUCUUUUCCGAAGUCAAGGAUCGUCGACAGCCUCGGGAAAACAUCCACGGAAUCCUCCGUCGUCAUCACGGAGAGUUUCUUCCCGACCAUCUCCCUCUGGCUCCCGGCUUUUGUGAUGAUCCUGCUCUUUGGAAUAUUCCUGGUCCUGGCAGCUGUUUAUAAACUCCGGAUCAACCAAAAGGCGACGGAUCAGGAAAAAAAUGCCCAGAAGCAAAUUCAGGAGGACAUCGAGGAAUUCAAGAUGGAGCUGGAGGAAGUGCAGGAAAAAUUCCAGAAGGAAAACCAGGAGAUGACAACAAAACUCGAACAAAUCCAGGCCCAACUGGAUUUCAGACGUGCCCAGAGCUACGCAGUCCCGCUGACCCUGGAUGAGCUCUGCAAACAUCCCGAACUCUCCCUGCGGGACCAAUCCCGGCUCGUUUCCUGCUCCGCCGCCGAGCAGCUCCACCCCAAACCCCUCGUCCUGGCCAAGGAAUCCUUUUCCCAAGGGAAGCACUACUGGGAAGUGGAAGUCGGGGAUGGAUCCGGCUGGGAGCUGGGGGUGCUGGCGGAGGAAAUCCGGGAUUCCCUGCGGAACGACGGGAUGGCGCUGCCGCGGGAGCGGGAGCGGGUUCUCAGCCUCGGCUAUUCCCGGGGGGAAUUCAGCAUUCCCGGGGGCUGGAAUUCCGGGCCCUGCCCAGUGCUCGGGGUUUUCCUGGAUCAGGAAUCCCACAGCCUCUCUUUCUUCGACGUGGAAGGGAAGAGUCUCCUGGCGUCGCUUCCCUUGAGGUUUUCCGGGAAUCUCUUCCCGUUUUUCAGCCCCGGCUCCGACGGAAAGGGGUUGGGAAUUCGCUCUGUGGGGGGUUAAUAAUUAAAAUAAUAAAUUAUUUAAAUAUCAAUCGAUUAUCAUAUUUAUAACUGGUGAUAAUUAAUAAAUUUGUAGAGGGGAUCAUAAUGUAAAAUAAUUUCUUAAAUAAUAAAUUAAAUUAAAAAUUAAAGUUUUCCAAUUUUUUUUCUGUUUCCUAUCCUAAUUAUUUUCUCCUCUGGAGAAGAGGAUGGAAAACAGGAAAUCCCAAAAUUCCCAAGGGAAUCCCAGAUCCAGAGAUUCUGCUGGGAAUUGCAUCCAAGGGAACUCCCACCCCCCCUUGUUCAUUCCACCUGAUGGAGUCGGGAUCAAACUCCUGCUCCAGGCUCUUCCCACCCAAAUUCCAGCACAUUUGGGGACCAAAUAACCUCUCCUUCCCAUCCUUUUCCUGCCAGGAAUUCCCCGAGGGGCCCAAACGUCCUAAGAAUUCCCAAAACAACAUUUCCCUUCAAAAACCUUUUAUUCCAUUUCUUUUUUUUCCCAGGAAAAGCCAGUCCCAGACAGGUUUUAUCCAGGGAAAACCAGUCCCUCGCCCCCUCCUUUCCCUCUUUUUUCCCUCCCACACCCUCACGUUCCUUCCCAUUCCCAUUCCCAUCAUUUUCUCCCCCCUUUCCCCAGUCCCUGCUCAAAGUCCCUUUAGUGGGACCGGGAUCGGCACCGGGCGGAUCCCGAUCCCUUCCCCCUGGGACACAAACGGGAAGAACAUUCCCUGGGAAUUCCCUGCGGUGCUCAGACCCAGCCUCUCCAGGAGCUCCGCGGUCUCCACGUCGUAGAAUUCCAGGCACUCCCAAUCCAGGUCCAGGAAGACGCCGAGGGCGGAGCCGCUCCAGCGGAGCUUCCCGAGCCCGCGGGCUCCGGCGCUGGAGCAAAGCUCUCCCUGGGAUCGGCGCAGAGCCCAGGAAUCCUGGCUGGGAACGGGCCGGGCCUCGCAGCCCGCGUGUUCCCGCAGCACUCCCAGCGCCCAGUCCUGCUCCCGGCCCAGCUCCAGCUCCCAGUACUGCUUCCCGCUUCCAAAGCCUUCCCGCCCCACGCGCACCGGGAACGUGGGAGCGGCCGCGUCGCCCUCCGCGCUCGGGAGCUCCAGGAUCCGCUCCGGGGCAUUCCAGGCCACGGGAACUGCGGGACAGCAGGAGGAGGAGCCAGGGAAUCCGUGGAUCCCUGAAUUCCCAAGUCCCUGAAUCCCAGAAUCCCCAAAUCCCAGAAUUCCCAAAUCCCUGGAUCCCCGAGUGGCUGAGGUUGGAAAGGCCCCCAAGGUCCCCCCGGAUCUCUCCCAUCCUGGGAUUUCCCAGGACACAAAUCCCUCUCCCUCUUCCCAUCCAUCCCCUCGGGAAUUGCAUCCCGAUCCCAUCCCGGCCUUGGACACCUUCCAGGACUCCCUUUUCCCACCAUUCCCAACAUCCCCAUCCCUUCUCCAUUCCUGCCAUCCAAGGCACAUUCCCAUUUUUCCAGCUCACCUGCGUGGCUCCGGGCUUCCCAGAAAUCUAUGGAAAAACAACGGACAUCGCUGCAUUCCAGGUUUUUUGGUGGAAUUUGAUCCUCCCUGGACUGGGAAAACCCUCUGGAUCUCCCAAAAAUCCCAAUUAACCCCCAAAUCCCAGGAGUUUCCACAAUCCCAAGGUUUUUACUCACCCAGCUCUGCCUUCA